AUGAAGCUGUCCCGCGCCAUCCCUUGGGCCUUGCUGCUCAGUACAGCCACAGCGAUUUCAAAUGACUGGUACCCCAGACAUCGUGACUGUGGGGGAGUCAUCAAAACAGAAUAUGGAAUUAUUGCCACCUAUUACGGACCAAACACUGAAUGUGUCUGGACCAUCGAGAUGGACCCAGAAUUCCAAGUUGCUGUGGACAUACCACAUCUCCGCCUCACUUGUAAUAAAGAGUAUGUGGAAAUUCUAGAUGGACCACCAGAAUCUAACAGCUAUGGGAAGAUUUGUAAAGGUCUAAACUUGGAGUAUAGAUCUUCUUCCAAUGUCAUGACAGUCAAGUACAGCAGACAAUCUGACCACCCAGCUUCCUCCUAUGAGAUCAUUUUCUUUAAGAAUCCACAAGGUUAG
Camelus dromedarius (Arabian camel) is the source of this 405-nucleotide messenger RNA. RefSeq names its product spermadhesin family member (gene SPADH). The transcript has 5 exons. Gene Ontology annotation, biological process: single fertilization. Lineage: Eukaryota; Metazoa; Chordata; Mammalia; Artiodactyla; Camelidae. The record is from RefSeq and is a predicted model, not a curated record. Bases 1 to 405 code for a protein of 134 amino acids.